Molecule: messenger RNA, 684 nt
Organism: Notothenia coriiceps (black rockcod)
Lineage: Eukaryota; Metazoa; Chordata; Actinopteri; Perciformes; Nototheniidae
Product: tripartite motif-containing protein 47-like
Exons: 2
Molecular function (GO): zinc ion binding
Source: RefSeq, a predicted model, not a curated record
GCCCUCAGUCCCCAAGCCUCGGCCGGGCGCUCUCUGAGGACCAGUUCAGCUGCUCCAUCUGUCUGGAGGUGUUCGUGGAGCCCGUCACCACGCCAUGCGGCCACAGCUUCUGCAAGGCCUGCCUGCUGGGCUACUGGACGCACAGCAAGAAGUUCACGUGCCCCAUGUGCAAGAAGAGCUACAGCAGACGACCCGAGAUGAGCGUCAACAGGGUCCUGGCCGAAAUCUCCUCCCAGUUCCAGGGGCUGAUGCUGGCCGGGGGAUCUGGAGGAGCUGGAGGAUCAGGGGGAUCCUCGCGGGGAUCCACCCUGAAUCUGAGCUCAGAUACGAGCCACAGCAGCCCCAGCAGCACCGACAACGGGGAGUUUGCCCGGGCGGGGGAGGUUCCCUGCGACGCCUGCAUCGGGAGGAAGGUGAAGGCUCUGAAAUCGUGUUUGAACUGUCCGGGAUCGUUCUGCGAAGUCCACCUCAGACAUCAUAAAAAGGUGAAGUCUCUGACGUCUCACCGUCUGAUCGAACCCACUUUCCACCUGGAGGAGAAGAUCUGCAAGAAACACGAGCGUCUGCUUGAGAUCUACUGCCGCAGCGACCACACCUGCAUCUGCACGGCCUGCGCAGAGGCCUCGCACAGAUCACACGACCUCGUCUCCGCUGAGCACGAGUGGAAGAAGAAGAUGGUGAGCU